AUGCGGCCCACAGCCCACAUGCAGGCGCACACCUCGGGCGCGGCAGGCACGCACGCCUAUGCACAUGUGCAUGCUCACGCGCACGCGCAGCCGACUUCCUUUUCCAUGGCGCAGGGCGGCGGCUACUUUCAGGCCUCUGUCGCCCAGCACGGUUACCUCGGCUACGCACCGAUCCAGGGCCACAACUUUUUGGCUGACAUCCCCAACUGGCCCGGCCAUGCCAACAAGGCUGCUGCCGCCAGAGCCGUCCCGCUGCAGGGCGCGCAGGCCACGGCUGGCCCGCCGCGCCCGCCGACCGGCCCGGCCGCCGUCCCGCGCAAGUCGCGGUCAUGCGACCGCUGCCGCGCGUCCAAGCGCAAGUGUGUUGUCGACGACGGUGCUGCCGCCUGUCGCCGCUGCCUCGGCGUCGGUGCCUCGUGUACCUGGCUAGUGCCGCCGAAGAAGCGCGGCCCCAAGCCCAAGUCCAAGUCCAAGUCACAACCACAGCCGUCCGCGCCCGAGCUCUCGCUCAAGCGCAAGCGCGACGACGAUUCGCAAAUCGGGACGAUGGCGCUGACGCUCCGCGAGACCCGCGAGCCAAAGGUCCUCCGCACCCUCUCUUCGGCGGACGUCGGCCGGCUCACCGCGCUGCCUAUGCCCAUGCCUACUGUCCUCCCAGUCUCCGCCGUCGAACUCAACUACGCCAAGGCCUUCUUCGACCUCGACCUCUACCGCAUGCUGCCGUCGGUUCCGCCGGCGGCGACCAGAGCCGUGCUCGACAUCUGUUCGUGGGCACGGCCUGCGCAGCCGGGCGCCAUUGCGCCGUCGGUCUCGCCGGUUCUCGAAGUACUCACCCGCCUGGUCAUUGCCUGUGGCGCGCUCUCGCUCGGCGAUCUGACCUCGUCACGCGCGCUCUCGCGCAUGGCCUCGGACCGCCUCGGUGAGCUCAUGUCCCACCAUACGCCCGAGGCCAUCGCCUGCCAUCUCCUCUUCACGUUUCUCAACAUGGACGGCAGCUUGCCGCGCGCGCUCACGCACGCGCUCCUCGCCCGCGACCUCGGUGUCCACCUCGACAGCAAGGAGCCGGUCCCCGGCAGAAUGUUUACCACACCUGCCUCCCCCGCACUUCGUCUCGAGACAGUCUUUUGCGAAGCUGCCAUUCGCCAGUCCCGCCGCGUUGAGGCGAUGCGCUCCGACACAACCUUUUCCGCCUCGCCGGCCUCGGAGCCAUCCAGCCCGAUGUCGAGCUCGUCAAGCUCGUCGUCUUCGGUUAUGGAACCGUCGCCGUCGCCGGCCCCUAGCCCGGGCAUCGCCGCCGUCCUCCCCAUCAUCUCGUCGGUCAACAAGCUGAUGCAUGAGACCAACAUUCCGUUUGUCAUUGUCCUCGCCCGCAAGAUCGGCCUCGUCCCGAGUGACCUCAAUGACCUCAACGUCGAACACGCCAUCCCGGCCGCCGGGCCGCGCACCUUCAAGCUCUUUGCUGCGCUUCUCGGCCACUGCGACAUCGACCUCGAGUCGUCGUGGAAGCCAGUCUCGUUUGCCGACGCCACCUCGGACCUCCAGCGGGCCAAGCUCAAUCAGAUCCUCGACAAUGCGCCGCUGCCGGACAGCAUUGUCAACGACCGCCGCUCGUCGGCCGAGGUCAUUGGCGUCAUCCGCAGUGCCCUCGUCGAGUUUGAAGACACGCUCGAGACGCCCCAGCUCAAAGCAUCGUCGGCGCAGUUCACCCCGGUUCUCCCGCUUCUGGCCCCACUCCGCCUCGCGCUCUCCUCGAUCACCAACCACGCUGAAGACCUUAACUGCGUCCCCGACAGCAUCGAAUGGGAGAUGGUCGCCAUUGGCGAGGAGCUGCUCCGCGACUCGCAUGCGCUUAACGCCCGCCUCAACAUCCACCUCAAGACCCUCGCCCUCUUUACCCUAUUCUCGAUGAAGCGUGGCCAGUCGCGCGCUUGUGCCCAGCUUGCCCGCGUCCUCCAGCGCACUCUCCCGCUCUGCUCCUCGCGCGUCGCCAUGGCCCUCUACGUUCUCGUCAUCGACGGCUGGAGCGUUGAUUUGCUGUCCUCGUAG
Thecamonas trahens ATCC 50062 is the source of this 2046-nucleotide messenger RNA. RefSeq lists its product as uncharacterized. Gene Ontology annotation, biological process: regulation of DNA-templated transcription. The record is from RefSeq and is a predicted model, not a curated record. Gene Ontology annotation, molecular function: DNA-binding transcription factor activity, RNA polymerase II-specific; transcription cis-regulatory region binding; zinc ion binding. The transcript has a single exon. The coding region runs from base 1 to 2046 and encodes 681 amino acids. Gene Ontology annotation, cellular component: nucleus. NCBI's taxonomy places the organism in Eukaryota, Apusomonadida, Apusomonadidae.